Chanos chanos (milkfish) is the source of this 1454-nucleotide messenger RNA. RefSeq names its product family with sequence similarity 180 member A (gene fam180a). The record is from RefSeq and is a predicted model, not a curated record. Lineage: Eukaryota; Metazoa; Chordata; Actinopteri; Gonorynchiformes; Chanidae. The transcript has 3 exons. The coding region runs from base 31 to 537 and encodes 168 amino acids.
CCAAGGGACAAACAGGAGCGAGUGGUCACUAUGAUUCACUUGAAGAUUUUCACCAUCUCUAUCCUCUACUGCAACAUCUAUAUGUCAGCAGCUCUACACUGGAAGAGGGCUCUUUACCCAUCUGCAUAUAGAGUGAAGAGAAGCUCAGCAGCCUUAGUGAACCCCAUCUUUCAGAAGACUGUUGAGGACACCGAUCUGCUCUAUGAGAUCCUGUUGUCAGGGAUGCAUCUGGAGGAAGAGGACAGUACGUACAGAAUUGAGGAUGAAGAGCUUGCAUCCCUGCGAAAGGUCAAGGCCUUGGAGGUCAUCUGUGAGGAUGUGCUGCCUAGGUCACUAUCAGAAAUUCGUCGCCUAGGACACCAACUAGCACAAAGACACGGUAUCUUGUCAAAGGAGGACUUUGAGCGCACUGUACUUACCAUGGUGUUUAUAGCUCAACGGUCACCAAAGACCACCCCUGGCCACCAGAGGGCGAUGUGGGCUGAUGCCAUGCUGGAGCUCUACAAAGCCAUUAAAGGAGACCUGAGACCCCAGUGAGAGUGUCUCUAACCCUUUUCAUCAGCAGUGACACUUCAUAUUCACAUAGCUCAUAGUUCCUAGACUUUAUCUACGUUGCUCAUUUACAUUGUUUAUUUACAGAUAACCACUCAUGGAGAAUGUGGGGCAGUUGAAGCCAUUCCUGAUUACCGGAAUUGCCUUAAAUCUAGAAGGCUAUCUCAGUGUACACUGCAGAAUAUUAAUGGAAAGACUGCCGUUUAUCCAAAUUAAAACUGACCUGUCGAUAUCCAGUGUUUAAGGUGGUAAUAAGGUUUUGCUAAUAAUUUCAAUAUGAAAAGGUUAACAGAACGUUUGUAUCAUGUGUCGUGUCUGAAAACAACAACAAAAAACCCUCACCUGGAAAACUGGAGAAACAGGAGUUGCUUCAGUCUGUUUUAAGUUGGAAAUUUAUCUAAACAGUCUGCAUGUGUUUAUGGGAUCUUAUGUGUGAUGCCCUGAUUUUACUUUGGUACUGUUAUUAUUCCAUUUCAGAGGGGAAAUGACCACAGCCAUUGACAGCAGCACCUAAACUAGACACUGAUCUGUUCAUUUGCUGCUUUGAGCUUUUUCUCUUUCAACUCCUCAGGGCUGGAGCAUUUUUAUAAGGGACCGCAGAAAUUAAAACCCACCAUGUUACUCUGUAUUGUAAGUAGUUCAACUGAAAUAUUACUCAGUCAUAUUUCUCAGUUCAGCAAGUUAGAAGCAAAAAUCCAAGCAAACCCAUGCCAACACCCCAAUCCUGAAUACUCAUGCUCUUUCUCAACCAGUUGGUCUUGUACCACUGCCAUACACUUGAAAAUGUAAAAUAGUACUUGAGCAAAAGCAGACUAGCAGCUCAGUUUUCAAUACUUGACCUCCAAAUAACAAGCAAUUCACAGCCAACUUCAGUAAAAGGAAAAAUUAGUCCUGAGUUUCUG